Molecule: messenger RNA, 4667 nt
Organism: Larimichthys crocea (large yellow croaker)
Lineage: Eukaryota; Metazoa; Chordata; Actinopteri; Sciaenidae
Gene: inpp5d
Product: inositol polyphosphate-5-phosphatase D
Exons: 27
Coding region: 171-3467 (1098 amino acids)
Biological process (GO): positive regulation of B cell differentiation; negative regulation of neutrophil differentiation; negative regulation of bone resorption
Cellular component (GO): cytosol
Molecular function (GO): phosphatase activity
Source: RefSeq, a predicted model, not a curated record
GCUUUCAGAGGCAGGAGAUGAACAAGUUGAAGGAAAGAUCUUUAAAAGUACGCACUAUGAAAAGAUGAAAAUAGCCAGAAAGAAAAACUGAGUCUACUUUGAGUUUACUUGAAUAUAGUUUUAGAGCAGAUGCUAAACUUUUGAGCUCAGACUCUUUGGGGGAAAACAGGAUGCCAAGUUCUCAACCUUGGUGUCAUGGUAAUAUAACUCGAUCCAAAGCUGAGGAUCUACUUUCCAAAGCAGCAAGAGAUGGAAGCUUCCUUAUCCGGGACAGUGAGUCCAUACUGGGAGCAUAUGCCCUCUGUGUUUUAUACCAGAACUGUGUGUACACAUACAGAAUCCUGCCAAAUGAGGAUAAGAAGCUCUCUGUCCAGGCCUCUGAAGGAGUUCCUAUCAGGUUCUUCUCAAUGCUGCCUGAGCUGGUGGAGGCCUAUUAUAGUCCCAACAUGGGUCUGGUCACACAUUUGCAGUACCCUGUCCAAAGAGAGGAAGAUGUAGACGAAGAGCCAGAAUCCAAUAAUCUUCCACCACAGCUGCCACCCAGGAACUUCACAGCCAAUGAUGGGAAAGAGUCUCCUGAACAGGCCUUCAAGUCCUUAUCAGAGACCUACCUGACGAGACUGCAGCAUAUGGACCUGUCCAUAAUACCUGAGGAGCAUGCAAUGGCUAUCCAGGAAUACUUCAGGAACUCAAUCUGCCAGGACGCUGAACAAGUACAGAAUGGCUACCCAAACCUCCCCGGGCUAAAGAAGCUAACAAUGACAGUCUGCAAGAAUCUAAACAGUGAAAUUUCCCGCGUCUUGCCCACUCUGGAGGUCUGCCACAGAGCACUGGACCAACAGCUCUCCCCAGGGAUUGGACCAUUUUCAAAACAAAUGUCUGCUGAUUCGGGUCGAUCUGUAUCCUUUAGGCUUGAGCAGCUCACAAAACUGCUCUACUCAAUAGAAGAUAAGGCUAAAAGUUCUGUGUGUGAGUCUGUUGGAUAUGAUGGAGGAAGUCAUAGGAAAUCUCUCAUACCGCUUGUUACGUUUGAGGUCAAGCAAGAAUCUCUGGGUAUUUCCACAAAGAUGUUCCUGAAAGUGGAUGUUGAAAGUGGAAAGCUCUACUUUAAGAAGUCCAAAGAUGGGCCUGAAGACAAAUACUUUGUACACAACAAAAUUCUGCAGUUGGUGAAAUCCCAGAAAAUGCACGGUAAACUCGUCAUCGUGGUGGAGACGGAAAAAGAGAAGAUUCUGCGUAAAGAGUUCACAUUUGAUAACACAAAGAAAAGGGAAGGGUUUUGCCAGCUACUUCAACAAAUGAAGAACAAACACUCUGAGAAGCCUGAGCCAGACAUGAUCACAGUGUUUGUUGGCACCUGGAACAUGGGAAAUGCUGGCCCUCCCCACAACAUCAACUCCUGGUUUCAGUGUAAGGGCCAAGGGAAGACACGAGACGACAGCGCGGAUCACAUCCCGCAUGAUUUUUACGUCAUUGGGACUCAGGAGGAUCCUUUGGGUGAGAGGGAGUGGGCCGACACGGUGAAGAGUGUCCUGAGGAAGCUCACAAACAUCAGCUUUAAACAAGUGGCGAUACACACUCUGUGGAACAUUCGGAUUGUGGUCCUUGCGAAGCCCGAGCACGAAAACAGGAUCUCCCACAUUUUUUCAGACAGCGUGAAGACGGGGAUUGCCAACACUCUGGGAAACAAAGGAGCAGUGGGAGUGUCCUUCAUGUUCAACGGUACAUCUUUUGGCUUUGUCAACAGCCACCUGACCUCUGGAAGUGAGAAGAAGCUCAGACGCAAUCAAAACUACAUGAGCAUCGUGCGAUUUCUGAACCUUGGAGAUAAAAAGCUCAAUCCGUUCGACAUCACCCAUCAGUUCACCCACCUCUUCUGGCUCGGUGAUCUGAACUACCGUGUUGAAUUUCCAUCUACAGAAGCUGAGAACAUUGUGACAAAGAUCAAACAGCAGCAGUACCACGAACUCCUCAGUAAAGACCAGCUCAGCAUGGAGAGGGAUGAAGGAAAGGUCUUCUUGCAUUUCGAUGAAGAGGAAAUCACGUUUGCUCCCACAUAUCGCUUUGAAAGAGACACGCGAGAGAAGUAUGCCUACACGAAGGCCAAAGCCACCGGGACCAAAUACAAUCUGCCCUCAUGGUGUGAUCGUGUCCUCCGGAAGUCAUACCCUCUGAUUCACGUUGUCUGCCAAGCAUAUGGGUGCACCAAUGACAUCAUGACAAGUGACCACUCACCGGUAUUCGCCUCAUUUGAAGUCGGCGUAGCCUCACAGUUUGUCUCCAAACAAGAUCCAAACAGUGCACCUCAGGGUGGUAUACAGAUAUCGAACUGUGUGGCCACCUUGAUGACAAAAUCAAAGACCAAGUUCUUCAUCGAAUACCAUUCCAGCUGCUUGGAAAAAACAGUCAAGACUCCGGAGGGGGAGAACACAGAGCACUCAGACGGGUCAAUAAAAGUUCGAUUUGGCAGCCAAGUUGAGCUCACCCCGAUCAUCUCCGACCCAGAGUACCUUUUGGACCAGCACAUCCUCAUCUGCGUAAAGUCGACCGACAGCGACGAGUCAUACGGUGAGGGCUGUGUUGCACUGCGAGCUGCCCAGUUCUGCGACAGAGAGUUUCAUAUCACGUUGACUCAUGACGGAGAGAGGGCGGGCACAUUGUCAGGCGCCAUCCACUUGCACACCUCUGAGGGCAAACCCACCGAGAAGUUAUAUGAUUUCAUCAAAGUGGAAAAGGAUGACACUGUCACCGCAAAAGGCAAAGGCGGUGACAUCAACAAGUUUUCCGUCACUCAAGCACAUGAUAUUUCUAACCCCAGUUACAUGUCCUACCAAAAGGGCAACGUGAUAGAUAAAGGUUGGAGUUACAGCAUGCCACCAAAAAAUCUUCCAACUGCCGGGCAAGGAAGUAAAGAGUGUAAGAAAGGUGGUUAUGAUGUUGGUACACGGAGUCCCACGGGGAAAUCUUUAAAUCCAAUGGGUGAGGGUGAAAAGGUAUCGGAGAUGUUUGACAAUCCAUUAUACGGUUCAAUGGGAAAACCUCAUGGAUGGAGCAAGGACCAAGACCAUCAGCAGUGGGACCAUCUAACACCUCCAGAAGCCGGCUUUACAAGCUCCAAAGCAGCAGACGGAGACAAUGAUCGCCCCCCGGUGCCCACCCCACGCAACCGCUCCUUCACGUGCUCUGAGACCAAAAAUCCGUCUCCAACCUCCCUCACUUCGCAUCCCGCAUCGCAAAAGAAGCCAGUGGUGCCCUCGCGCUCGGAAGGGGCAGGAGCACACAGUCGGCCUCCUUUACCUUCCAAGAUCCGGCAGGGCAUGCCUGACCCGCAGACCCUGAAACCCAGAGACUACAGAGACAGCUCCGAGCUCCCCAUCAAACACAGACCGCCAGCCAGACCUGGCCAGCAACAGCCUCACAAAGACACGUAUCCUGAAGGUCCCAAGAUGGGCCGUUCUGUGAAGUGAGACCAAGCUGCAGCGAUGGUCAGCGCUGACUGUACAACUUCCUGCAGCUCUGCAUUUUUGAGAAAUGUAAAAUAAACUAAGAAAAGGCUUGGAUCCACAUUUUUGGGAAAUGUGCCUAUUUGCUUGCUUGCUGAGAGUUAGAUGAGACGACCAAUGCUACUCUCAUGUUUGUAUGCUAAAUAUGAUACUACAGCCUUAGCUUAGCUUAGCAUUAAUACAUGGAAACAGGGGGAAACAGCUAGAGUGUACAUUCAGACAGGAUUAGGUAAAUCGCUACAGGGGUUUUCCGGUAAUGUGUGAGGGUUAGGGUGGUCUGACCUUAACUGCUGUUCACUAAUUAACCACUCACUCUCAUUCACUGUCUAUGUCGCUCGACGACUGCUCUCUCUCUCUCUCUCUCAAACCAUUGACCACAAACCAAAUUAAACUUUUUUGUGUCACUAUUUUGCAACGUAAAUUGCAGGACCGACGCAGAUUUAGAAGCUGGGUACAUGAAAUAAACAAAUCAGAUAUUAGUCCACCUGGAUAGUCUCAAUUUCAGGCUGACUGUGGAGCAGUUUGACCAGUCUGAGCAUCUGAUUGGCGGCCGCAGUGUGACGUUGGAUCGCAUUUUUCCAAAAGUUGGAUCUGACGCAACUCAGUGUUUUCACUGUAGCGCCUGAUCCUGUCUGAAUGUGGCCUUAAGCUCAUGAAUUACCAUGAUAUUCACCUUUGGACUGAGUCAGGGUAGCUACUUCCCUGUGUUUUUAGUCUUAAUGCUAAGCUAAGAUAACUGUUUCUUGCUGUAGUUUCAUAAAUCGUCCAGUUCUUGGCAAGAAAGCCAAACAAAAUAGAUUUUCCCAAACAUUUCCUUUACAGUCAUAUAAACAUUGGACACAAGUUCUGACUUCAUUUCUGCUAAGCUCGCAUUAAAAAGUAGGUUUGAAAUUAAACUCUGCUCUCAUAAUAACAAUUGUUACAUUUCAUGUAGAGUUUUACACUAUACAGUAGCUAAUGAAUGUUUACCGCACAGUAUUAUCUUGCACAGACGAUGACAUAUUUGCCUUGUAGAUGUACAAUAAAUGCUCAAAUAAAUUCAAAUAUUAGCGUGAUUAGAGUUUGUUAUUUUAGGUUUUUCUCACAACCUCGUGUCAAAAUCAUUGCCUGUGAAACUGUAAAUAAAUCUGCAGUGGAGACCGGUCUAGUACUGCAACAUUCCAA